This is a messenger RNA of Aspergillus sclerotioniger CBS 115572, 2248 nucleotides long. Its product is annotated as putative R3H and G-patch domain protein. The coding region runs from base 128 to 2137 and encodes 669 amino acids. Gene Ontology annotation, molecular function: nucleic acid binding. Lineage: Eukaryota; Fungi; Ascomycota; Eurotiomycetes; Eurotiales; Aspergillaceae. The transcript is spliced from 3 exons. The record is from RefSeq and is a predicted model, not a curated record.
GAUCGAGCAACGGGGAAGAAAAUGACCUACAACAACGGACCACCCAUACUCACAUCCUCAACCAGUAUAAUCAAUACAGAUAAACUGAGAGUAUAGUGAAGGACAAACCAGAAGUCACACCUUGAAAAUGACACGUUCUACCAAGGCAAAAUCUCGGAACAGAAAGCAAAGAACAACGGCAGAUGAUUACCUAGGUCACCACAAUGGUCAGCUCACAAUGCAGCAAGAAGCGCGCAACACGGAAGGACGCAAUCUCUGGAGGACAGGUGCCUCUCUGCGCCACCAGACUGUGCGGUUUGUGAGCGCCCAGGACCCGCAACCCGACCGAGAAACUGAACACCACUCCGUGAGUACCAAAAAUCUGGUUGAAAUGGCUCAACCCAAAGAGACACUGGAACCACAAAUUCCUAGUGAAACGAUGGUAGCACUGGCACCAGAACCUAUAUUAGAAGAUAAGGACCGAUCGCAAUGUAUUGAGGUGGUGGACCAUAUAUCAACUCCGAAUCAAGUCGUUGGCUUUAAGUCACAAACUUCUGUCGACUCUAGUGAAGACGAAAUCGUGUUUCGUGGGCGGAGGAAUGAGCAAGAUGACAGCAAAAACCCCUCUAUCGAAAGUCAGGAGCAACACACCACGACCGUCACCAGUGGUUUACAGCACAGAAGAGAAAUUGAGCACGUUCAAUCAGGACAUCAGUACUUCAUAUUUGACACCGGUUUAUCAUCUGUUUCCAGGGACGACUCGACAGAAUCACAUCCACGGGCAAGAGGUGAUAGUAUUGGCUACAUUUCACUCAGGGGAGGGAAACAGAAGCAGAACAAUAAAAAAUGGGAAAGGGAUGAGGAUGAUAUUCUCGCCGAUUACAUACAGAAUAUCGAUGACGACUACUUGAUGCUGACCAGCACCUUGCACCCGACUAGAGGCCAAGGCUACGAUUCUCGCGCCAGCGACUCAGCAGGGUCCAUGACAAACCUGGACCCCGUGACUUCUGCAGCUGCAAAGACCCUGGUACUGCACCAAGAAACGACUUUUCCUCGAUGCGACGGACUAACGCCGGAGGAGAAACACGAGAGCGAUGGGACUGAUACUUCCUUCCCAGGGCAGACUUGUCGGGAAGCAGCGGCAGAAGAAGGAGCCACACAAAAUCAGAAUCCUCAAACACACAGCGGGCCAGCUGCUUCAUCUGGCAUCUCCGACACGGAGGACGAGGAGAAGGAUGGGUUAGAUGUAAGUUCCAAAAGUUCGAUUGGCCGCGGAAAGGUCAUGCUCCAAAGUGAAGCACAACACGGUUCCGCUACUGAUUUCAUGCAGACCCUGCACACCUUGGAGCAGGGAUUCUUUGCAUCGGCUACGGCUUUUGCUGAUGCACUGGAGUUUGAUCCUUAUUAUGGAUUUGAUAUCAUGGACUUCAACCGACCGAGUGUGAAAAAGAAACCUAAAGGGAAAAACCAUGCUCUGGAUAUUACACUCUCCGACAGCGAACUUGAAUCCGAGCUGAUUAAUGCCUGGCAAAAUGACAGGGCAAAGAAAAAGGCCAGGAAGCAAAAGCGUGAAGAGCUACGUUCGCAGGGACUGCUAGGUCGCAGUCGCGAGGAACCUGUUUUGAAAACGAAAUAUACAAAUGGAAUAGGCUUCGAGGAUCUCAAAACCGAAUUCCGAAAGUUUCUCUCAUCGUCAAAGAAUAGUUUGGCUCUACCUCCCAUGUCCAAGCAGCACCGCAAAUUAGUUCACGAAUUGGCCAAUGCCUUAUCCUUGAGCUCACAAUCUCGAGGGAAGGGAUCAUCCAGGUUUCCAAUAGUGCACAAAACGUCUCGAACUCCGGCAUAUACUCCCAAAACGAUAUCACAAAUGGACCGAAUACUAUUCAAACGAUACAGUCAACGCGGGACCAAAUCCCGUGACAUGAAGUCAACUAAGUCCAUUAAGUCCCGCCGUGAUCGCCCUGAUGCAUCUGUUUCCUACAUGGAUGGCGACGUUGUCGGAGGGUCAGCACCUGAAAUCGGUGCGGGAAACAAGGGGAGGGCUAUGCUUGAGAAAAUGGGAUGGAGUACCGGUACGCCUCUUGGCGCAACGAAUAACAAGGGUAUCUUGCUUCCAGUUGCACAUGUUGUAAAGAACUCGAGAGCCGGAUUAGGAUAAAUAACCAGAGAGAUAUCACAGCCGAAACAAGUCACGGCUCUCGGUACUCCUAACGCUGAACAUGAGAUCUACGAGAAGCCUCUGUCAAAAUGUCUAAAAGCAUACUUCCAC